Molecule: messenger RNA, 1761 nt
Organism: Thermothielavioides terrestris NRRL 8126
Lineage: Eukaryota; Fungi; Ascomycota; Sordariomycetes; Sordariales; Chaetomiaceae
Exons: 5
Coding region: 1-1761 (586 amino acids)
Biological process (GO): microtubule-based movement
Cellular component (GO): centrosome; spindle; microtubule
Molecular function (GO): ATP hydrolysis activity; microtubule motor activity; ATP binding
Source: RefSeq, a predicted model, not a curated record
AUGGACGAGUUUAUCAUUGAGCACGCCGAGCGCUACAAGCGACUCGUGUCGACCUUCAAGCCGAGCUCGCCCGGCGCAAAAGCGACCAACUCCACCUCUGCAAGCUCUGAAAUCGUGGUCAGCGCACGCAUCCGGCCCAUGCUGGAGGAUGAAAUCGCUCAGGGGUUCCCCCAGGGGGUUUACCAACGCGCUGACUCCAACAUGGUCGACUUACACGAGCUCCGGAGGCCGGUGAGAGGACUGCCCACAAUUAACUCGUUCAGUUUCACCGUUGACCGAGUGUUUGGUCCCGAUGCCGCUACUCCCGAGAUCUACGAAUCGGUGGUCAAGCCGCUUGUGCCAUGGGCUUGGGGCGGUGGCGUCGGAACUAUGUUCGCAUACGGCCAGACAGGUUCCGGGAAAACGUAUACCGUCAGCGGCUUGGAACGGCACGUUGCGGAGACUCUGAUGGACGGGUCGCUGGACGGCGAGAGGAAGAUACACAUCUCCGUCAUCGAGCUAGCGGGACAGACCGCCUUUGACUUGCUAAACGAUCGUAAACAGAUUUCGAUCCUCGAAGACUCCUUCGGCAAUACCCAGAUGGCUGGUGCUUUGGAGCACAGGGUCACGGACAAGGACGCUCUCCUCCAGUUCAUCGAGGCUGCUGCAUUCCUCCGUCGAACAGCGCCCACGCUCAAGAACGACACCUCGUCGCGCUCCCACGCCAUCUGCCGUCUCCGGUUCGAGAAUCCCCUUCUGCCUUCGGCCGAAGACGGCCUUCUUUACCUGGUCGACCUCGCAGGAUCCGAAGCAGCCCCGAGCAGAAAGCCCGCCUACGUGCCCUUCCGGCAGAGCACGCUGACCAAGACGCUCAAGCACGUCUUCGACCCGGCCAGCGCGCGCAGCUGCAAGACCGUCGUCGUGGCAUGCGUCAAUCCCUGCCUGGCCGACGUGGGCGCCAGCAAGAACACCCUGCGCUACGCCGAGAUGCUCCGCGUGCUCGUCUCCCGGCCCAAAGCAGCCGAGUACAGCCCCACCGUGCCGGCCACCUGGAACAACGAGCAACUCCGGGACUGGAUCGAGCGCAAUUCCGGCGACCCACCCAUCACCGCCUCCAUCCUCGCCCCGCUCGAAACAGGCCCGCAGCUCCUGCGCCUGCCCGCCCCAGAGUUCCUCUCACGCUGCCUCAAGACCCCCGGCGUGUCCCCGGAGCAAGCCCAGGCCUUCCACACCAAACUCUGGAAACUGCACAUCGACUCCCAGCAUCAGCUCUCCUCCUUGCCGGCGACGACGGGCCGAGACAACAACAACAACAGCAGCAGCAGCAGCAGCAGCAGCAGCAGCAAAACCGACCCCCUCGCCUCGACAGCAGCAGCGCGCCUCGCCCAACUCGACUCAAGCGCCGACCCGGACCAGGCCGCCGCCGCCGCAGUCCCGUUCCAGCAGCGCAUCCGGCCCGGCAUGGUGGUCCGCUGGCGCCCGCCGCCCAAGUACGCGUGUGUUGCCGCGACCGGCGGGCAGGUCGCCUACGCCGUGGUGCUGUGCCCGGCGGCGGCGGUGGGGGCGGGGGUGAGGGACAUGAAGGGGGUGCUGGUCAACCCCGGCGGCGAGGGGUCGGGGCUGGGGGAUGCAUACCUCUGUGCGACGGUCGUGCCGGGGCUGUUGCCGGGGUCGUUUGGGGUGGGGUUGUGGCGGCAGGUGGUGGUGCGGGUGGAGGAGAUGGAGGCGGAGGUGUUGAUGGAGUGGGAUGAGGCGACGAGGUAUUAUUACAUGACUGUGUAG